AUAUGAUGGAAGUGAAAGAGGAGAGUCAAGCUGAAGUGGAUGAGAAACAUCAGAUUGUAAAAAUAAACCAUGAUGUUUCAAAGAAAGAAAGUCUGAAGACAGAAGACAUAAAGUGUGAAAAUAGUUUCAGUGAAGAUGAACGCCCUGCAGAUCACAAGAGGACUCACAGUGAAGAGAAACCUUUCACAUGUCAACAGUGUGGAAAGAGUUUGAGAACAAAAGGUAACCUUAACGCACACAUGAGGAUUCACACUGGAGAGAAACCAUUUACAUGUCAACAGUGUGGAAAGAGUUUCAGAAGAAAAGAUAACCUUAAAGAACACAUGAGGACUCACAGUGAGGAGAAACCUUUUACAUGUCAACCGUGUGGAAAGAGUUUCAGAAGAAAAGUUGUCCUUAAAACACACAUGAUGAUUCACACCAGAGAGAAACCUUACACAUGACUUGUCAUCUGUGUGGAAAGAGUUUCGGAAUAAAACCUUACCUUAAAGCACACAUGAGGAUUCACACAGGAGAGAAACCACAUCUGUGCCAUCACUGUGAAAAAAGUUUUACAACUGCAGGUAACCUUAAGAAACACAUGAGGACUCACACUGGAGAGAAACCCUACACAUGUCAGCAGUGUGGAAAGAGUUUCGGAACCAAACCUCACCUUAACGCACACAUGAGGAAUCACACCGGAGAGAAACCACAUCUCUGCCAUCACUGUGAAAUGAGUUUUACCCCUGCAGGUAACCUUAAGAUACACAUGAGGACUCACACUGGAGAGAAACCUUACACUUGUCAACAGUGUGGAAAGAGUUUCUCUAUUGAAAGUUACCUUAAAAUACAUGCAAGAAUUCACACUGGAGAGAAACCUUACACUUGUCAACAAUGUGGAAAGAGUUUCUCUGCUGAAAGUAACCUUAAGGUACAUGCAAAGAUUCACACUGGAGAGAAACCUUACCUGUGUUUUCAGUGUGGAAAGUGUUUUAGUGUGGAUCUUCAUCUUAAGAGACACAUAGUAACUCACAGCGAAAAGAAACCUCACGCAUGUCUUUAGUGUGAAAAGAGUUUCAUAGAUAAACAUGGACUUGAGGCUCACAUGAGAAGUCACACUGGAGAGAAACCUUACAUGUGCUC
Molecule: messenger RNA, 1122 nt
Organism: Paramisgurnus dabryanus
Lineage: Eukaryota; Metazoa; Chordata; Actinopteri; Cypriniformes; Cobitidae
Source: RefSeq, a predicted model, not a curated record